This is a messenger RNA of Anopheles marshallii, 5196 nucleotides long. It is a transcript of the gene mtgo, whose product is annotated as fibronectin type-III domain-containing protein 3a. Gene Ontology annotation, molecular function: protein binding. The record is from RefSeq and is a predicted model, not a curated record. Lineage: Eukaryota; Metazoa; Arthropoda; Insecta; Diptera; Culicidae. The transcript has 5 exons. Bases 1 to 5196 code for a protein of 1731 amino acids.
AUGGUAAAGGCACCACUAUUAUCGACCGCUUCCCAGCAGCAGCACCAGAAGCCCCAGUGCCCGAAGGAGAUCAUUCACCAGCCGUCAUCGGUGGCGCUGUCCUGCGGUUCGUCCACCGCGCAGGUGUUGAUACAGGCACAGCCCCAUCAUCAACACCUUCACCAUCUGCUUCCGGCCCAUCCCGCGCAGCUUCAGCAGCAAUCGCAGCAGCAGCAACAGCAGCAACAGCAGCAACCAUUAUUCAGCUUCCCCCCUCCACUAACUGCAACUGCAGCGGCCACGACUGCGUACUAUCCGAUCGGCACGGUGAAGAAACAUCGGCGCGUGCAGAUACAGAUGGCCACAGAACCACCGGUCGGUGUCGGUACGGGCGGUAUUGUAGUAACGAAAACGGCUACAUCGGCCGCCAUCGCGGUAGUCGCACCGACCGCCCGAAAUGCUGUCGCCAUGGCCACCGGGUCGCUGAACAGUUGCAUCACGACCAGUACCGGUGCGGGGCCGGUAACGGUUUGUAGUGGUGCGGGUUCCACCGUAGGGGUUCCGUCGGCCACCAGCCAAUCCCAGCAGCCAAUUCUAACCCUUGCGCCCAGUACGGUAGCCACGAGCGGUGCUAUCAAGGUCAACCAACCGACGCUACAGCACCAGCGGAUUCAAUCGAUGCACCACAUCCAUCACCAUCACCAUCAUCAGCUGAUCAACGGCAUACCGGCCACGGCCGGACAGCGGAUGCCGGCGAAUGCUGCGGCAGCGGCCGCCGUCGUAGCGUCUACCGCCACCCACACCACGCACAAUCCGGCCGCCGGGUGGCCAAUGGUGGAACCGGUGUUCCAUUUCGGGCCCGGCUUUGAGCUAGAAACGCGCCCAUUCUGUCCGGCCCAUACACCACCGUCGGAGCACGUUGUCCUGUUUCACGUACGACCUGGGGUAGCUGUCACGUUUCAAAUCGCGGGCAACCGGGAAACUAUACGAGGUCCCGUCACACUGCCGAUGGUGUCGCAGAACGGUACGCCUCCGAUGGCGAUGCCGAUGCAGGUACCCCACGGUCACAUGAUGCAACAGAUCGUGGACGAAAACGGAACGCUGCGACACGUCAUCCUUUCGACCCAACCGCCCCAGCCACUGCGACAAGGCAAUGUCCAGCACCAUCUGCAUCCGUCAGCAUUUAUAAAUGGUACCACGGCACCAUUUUUCAAUCCGAUCGCCGCCUCCUACCCAGCGGGUCCUGGUGCCGGUGCACCGCAAAUGUAUCCACCGCAGCUGAUUGGAGCGAAUGGAGCGAACGUCGGUGGAACAGGUGCCGGCGCUGGUGUCGGUGGUAACCAUGGGCUGCACACGCCGCAAGGAAACAUGCCACACUCGCCAUCGCCUCCGCACACCAACACCAGCUACCACAAGGAUGAACGAGCCCAGCGGCAGCACUCGAAACUGCAUCGAAAGCUGGACCAGAAGCAGCGAGAAUUGAACGCAUCGGCAACGACGCCGAUCAAUUCGCCUCGAAAGCAUGCCGAACUGAACGGGAGUGGCGGUGUGCGGAAGUCUCACACUCCUCACCAUCUGCUGCCUAAUCACAUGAACCACCGCAAUGGUACGGCGGCCGUUGCGAUUACCACACCGUUGGCCACUUCCGAGGAGGAAACGUCCAGCGCACCGGAUGAGGAGGACGACAACACGCAGUCAAUCAUUGUGGAACACCUGAGCUCGGUACCGUCGCCGCAGGUUACCGAAAUAACACCUCGUACGGCGCUGCUGCAAUGGUCACCACCGACCCCGGUACCGGUACAGCAGGUACCGCCCCCGGUACCGGCCGGACCCGUCCCGGGCGUUCCUCCACCACCCAUUCCCGGUGCCUUGGAACCGCUGCCCUUUAAUGUGCAGGAUCUGCGCUACGAGGUGCUGCUGAGCGACCAUGGCAAGGAGAACAAGUAUAAGAGCAUUUUCAAGGGUUCGUCGCUUUCGUGCAAGGUGCGGGAUCUGCGACCGGGGCAGGAGUAUACGGUGCGACUGCAGGUGUACCUGGAUCAGCUGCACGGCUCACCAACGGAACCGACGGUGUUCAAUACGCCGUGCUGUGAACCGGACGUACCGGCAUCGCCCAAACUAAUAGCACGUACCAAGAACUCGCUUCAGCUGCGUUGGAACGCACCGUCAGAUAAUGGUUCGCACAUCAUCCAUUACAUUCUCGAGUACGACAAUGGCAAGAGUGGUGGAUCGAUGCACCAUCAGCAGCAGCAACAGCAGCAAACGAUGCAACAGCAGCAUCACUUGGGCUACGAGUUUAUCGAGGUGAGCAAAACGAAGGGUAAGCAGUUCCAAGUCAAUAAGCUACAACCUUCCACGUACUACGUGUUCCGGUUAUCGGCGGUGAACGAGUACGGUCGCAGCGGCUAUUCCGAUCUGGUCAAAUAUAGCACCGUCGGUAAUGCACCGGCACAGCCUACACCGCCAACCUUGCGCCAUGCGACGGCCACCACGCUGAAGUUGGCCUGGCAGCGUCGAUCAUCGUGCGAGGAGUACACGCUACAGAUGAACGACGACCAGGGCUACGGCUAUCGGAACGUCUACAAUGGUGUGGAUACGCUAUACGAGUGUAGCGGUUUGAGACGUGCUUCAACAUUCCAGUUUAGAUUAAGGGCCGAAAACGAUAACGGGCGGGGACCGUGGAGCGAGGAGGUCGUGUUCCGGACGUUACCGACGUGUCCGGGGCGGCCAACCAAACCGCAGGUUAAGGGCAAGAUCCAUGCAAACGGGUUUAAGGUGAAAUGGGAUCCGCCACACGAUACGGGCGGUGCGGAAAUUGCGCUGUACCAUCUGGAGAUCAGUUCCGGCGCAUCGUACGAUCGUGUGUACAGCGGUAAAGAGUCGGAAGCGACUAUUGAACGGUUGAACCCCGGCACGGCGUACCAGAUCCGGGUGCUGUGUGAAGGACCCGGCGGUAUUAGUACGUUUUCCGAGCCGUGUUUGGUAACAACGGAACCUGUAACACCUGGCCCACCACAGAAACCCUAUUGCAAGUCACCACCGACGCCGUAUGCCGCUUGCCUCGGUUGGGAAAAACCGGACUACAACGGUGGUUCGCCAGUGCUCGAGUACGAGAUGGAAGUGGAAACCGUCAGCACGAAGGUGCGCAGUGCGGUGUACCGAGGAAAGGAAAUGUUUUGCGUCGCGAAGGAUUUGCUGCCGGGUGAACAGUAUACCGUGCAGGUGCGCGCACUGAAUCGCAUCGGUGCCGGCCCGUGGUCGGACGAGUUUACGUUCACGGCUGGGGCCGCACCGCCCGAAUCGCCGCGCGAUCUAUCGAUCGUCCUGAAGUCGCCAACGCAUUUAACUGUGAUGUGGGCCGAGCCGCACAGCAACGGGUCACCGAUAAGCGAAUACAUUCUUCAAUCCAGUGCCGAUUCCAACGUAUCAUCCACGGCGGAUGAUCAUGCCAGCGGUAGUGAUCCGAACGCGAACUACCAGACGGUUUACCGUGGGGCGCACCGUUCCGCCGACGUGCGCAACCUGCAUCCCCACUCGCGGUACCACUUUCGGGUGUGUGCGCUGAAUGCGGCCGGAUGCUCCCGGCACUCGGUAUCGAUCAGCCAGCAGAUGCCGGCAGCGCCACCAAACGCACCCACCAUCGGUGGGCAGAAGAUCACGGCCAAGAGCAUACUUAUUAGCUGGCAGACACCGCAUGAUAACGGUUCGCCGGUGACGCAGUACAACAUCGAGUGUGGCGAUCGGUUGAUCGCGACGGACGCUCAGAGUGCCAGUGCAGCCGCUAUCGCAGCUACCUCGCCCGACCACCACCAGUCGGCCGGGUACCCAGCAGCCGAAGAUUACGACGACGGAGCCGAGUACGACGACGAGGAGGAAGAGGAGGAAGCAUCCAUCGGCAGUGCAGCGUCGACUGACGCGGAGGAUGAACCAUCGCAACCGGCCCCACCAGCAACAACGGUUGCAGCGAAUUUAGUAGAUAGCAACUUAGGCAAACUAGCAGCAUCCACAGCGGGGUCUGUCACCGUCCCCGCGGCAAGUCCUGCACACUCCACCAAGGGAGCUAACAGCGGUGCGAAAGGGCAAGGCGCAUCAGUGGCCACUGCGAUGGUCGGUGGUCGUACGAGUAACAGCAACAUGCUGUUGAUCAGUGAUCUGCACCCGGAAACGACGUACAAGCUGCGAAUACAGGCGAUGAAUAGCAUCGGUACGGGACCGUUCUCAAGCUACAUCAAGUUUACCACAUCGCCGUUACCGCCGAAGCCGCCGAAGUUGGAAUGCGCCCAGGCGGGCUAUGCGCAUCUGAAGUUGCGCUGGGGCGAAGGUAAAAAUCUCGAUCUGGCACGGUACUUCGUCGAGAUGGAAAACAGACGUACGGGCGAGUUCCAUAACGUGUACACCGGUACACGCAACACGUGCAAAGUAAUGCGGCUAAACGAGCUCACCAGCUACACGUUCCGGAUAUGCGUCGAGACGCGACACGCCGGCAGGGGGGAGUUUUCGGAUGGAUUCAGCUUUACGACAGCGGUAGCCGCACCGAACAGCAUCAAGGCACCGCGCAUUUGUAUGGAUCCGGCCGCAGCUGCAGCCGCUUCCGCUGGUUCCGGUAAUGCUGCUGGUGCGGCUGAUCCCGCCCGGCACGGUACACUUACGAUCGAGUGGCAAACUAGCCGAAAUAACCCGUUCGUCGAUCCGAUCGAGUACAUACUGCAGAUGGCCAAAGCUAGGGACCAAGAAUUUCAACAGGCUUACCGUGGACCCGAAACGCGCUUUACUGUGCACAAUCUGCAGCAUGGCGUAAGCUACACAUUCAAGGUAUGUCCGGUACGUGUGCGCCAGAACGGAGAGCACGUAAGUGGAUCGUUUUCUCCGGUACUGAAUCACCAUCUGGCCACAAACGUGCCCCGGUCGAGCGCGAAUGCAGCCCGGUCCGGACACGGUACAGAUGACGUCGAUGGACGCACAAUGUUCCAGGGAAAUGUGGUCAACAGUCGGGGUGAGUUGGUAUUGACAAAAGCGUCGGCUGGUGCUGGUCUCCUGCUGUCCGGCACUAACGGAUACGGUCCGGAUGCCGAUCAUCAUGGGUCUCGAAGUGAAUCGGUCGCAUCGACGACGCUGCAACAGCUGCAGCGGUUCUUUGAGCCAGACUCGAGCAAAGCGGUUGUCUGUGUCGUUGCGUUCAUCCUACUGUCCAUCAUUGUUGCCGCUUUCCUGAAGUAA